Molecule: messenger RNA, 2245 nt
Organism: Octopus bimaculoides (California two-spot octopus)
Lineage: Eukaryota; Metazoa; Mollusca; Cephalopoda; Octopoda; Octopodidae
Product: rho GTPase-activating protein 1
Biological process (GO): negative regulation of endocytic recycling; small GTPase-mediated signal transduction
Cellular component (GO): cytoplasm
Molecular function (GO): GTPase activator activity
Source: RefSeq, a predicted model, not a curated record
AGCGCAGGAAUCGGUGACAAAGUACACACAGGCGUGGUUGAUAGUUGAACAUAGAAAGAUUUGAGUGGUUUGUAAUUAACAACCUUUCAAUAACACACAGACACACACACACACGCACACUAUGUGGGUCUCCUCUGUUUUAAAUAAACAAAACAUCACAACUUCUCCUCGACUCCACCUCAAGGAACACUAGAUUAUUUCUUUUUACUUAAUUUGAUUAAUUUGACAUGUCAUUUGCUCCUAAUUAAUUCUCUUAAUUAGAAUGUCAUAGUGCUUUUACUAUUUUUUUUCGUUUUGGUAUACCUCUCUCCGUUGCUUAACCAUUAAUUCCUGCUGGAACUUUCGUUUCAACCCAUGGAUCUCCUGAUAAUAAUAAUAAACACUCAUAUAUCUCCUGAGUGCAGUAAAAACCUACAGCUAUAGACCAACAGUCCAUUUAACCUACAUUUAUAUUUAUAUAUACACACAUAAUACUCUUGCCUUGUUUAUCUACAAACUGGAUACAAAACGAGCCAAACCAGGGAGUGGAGUUUGCUUCUGCAUACGUGGUCAUCAAGCAUUUUAGAAAUAGCAGCUAAAAACCACAUGUGUAUCGAAUCACACAAUUAAAUUCUAACUGGACCCCCAAUCGGAUAAUUUGACCCUCUGUAAACACUACAUCAGAAAAGAAAAAAAAAUCCACAAGCACACACACGCAAAAGAAUAAAUAAAGAUAUUGUGGUGGAGGUCACGGCUGGGAUGCUAUUUGACCCCAGAUCUGCUUGAUCUGGGCCACUAACCUCGGAGCUACGCUACCACCACUGCCACCACGACUACAACUUGCACAUUGGAUUAUAUUUUGGUUUUGAACCAGAGACAAGAGAUGGCAGUCUAUAGAUUGUUCCCGCUUCCGUCUUUUUAAUCGUCUACAACCAAUAUAAACCAGUGUGAGAGUGAGAAAUACAGAACCAGCAACAAUGUCUUUGUCAGACCCGGCGCCGUCAUCAAACCCCAAGAAUUGCCAGAAACCCGAUGGAAGUUUUGAAGAAUACAGCGAAGGUUCGGCGGGCGAUUACGAUUCUGUUUGUGAAGAGGCUGAGUUGGAACUCGACCAGGACGGCUUGGAAUUAGCUGCUCAAGAAGGAGUUUUCUUUGAAAAAUAUCCAAAACUCAACAAGGAGGAGAGUGCUUUCCGUAGUGGUUCCAUCACACCUGAUGGAUUAAUUGACGAGGAUUUUGAAAAAGAACUUGGUCCAUCUCAGGUACAACAAGAUGAACAAGAACAAGGAGAAUUCAGCGAUGUUUCUCGUUAUGGCAUUGUGGAAAUUGCUGGAGACGAUGUUUAUGGGAGAAAAGUCAUAAUAUUUUCUGCCUGCCGAUUGCCAUCGAGUAAAGUGCUGGACCACAAACGACUGCUGGCCUACAUUAAAUACACCCUUGACCAAUACGUAGAGAACGACUACACGGUCAUCUACUUCCAUUAUGGCUUGAACAGCCGAAACAAACCCAAGCUCACUUGGCUACUACACACGUACAUGGAGUUUGACCGCAAAUAUAAAAAAAACCUAAAAGCCUUGUAUUUGGUUCAUCCAACCAAUUUUAUCCGGAUUCUGUGGACUUUGUUCAAACCCGUUUUGAGCGUCAAAUUUGGUCAGAAAGUGAUGUAUGUUAACUAUUUACAUGAACUCAAGGAACAUCUUCAUUUCAACCAAUUGGUCGUUCCUCAACCAGUCUUGGACUGUUUCUUUUUCCAUUCUGCUUUCAGUAUCCAACGCCAAUCUGGAGAAACCAUACCCCCGAUUGUUGUUCACACUGUCGAAUAUCUCAGAAAAUACGCUUUGGACACUGAAGGAAUAUUCCGAAGGUCAGCCAGUGCUUCUGUCAUCAAGGACGUACAGAACAAAAUCAAUGCAGGUGAUACAGUGAACUAUGCAGAGUACGACAACAAACACAUUCCUGCUGUAAUAUUGAAGAAAUUUCUACGAGAACUGCCAGAACCGAUUCUAACCUAUGACUUAGCCGAACCCAUUACGAGACUGUAUGGUAAGGGGCCGCCUCCACAAGCUGUUCACUCGUUCGUUUGUCCCCUUCUUUUGUCUGUCGUUUGAAAAAGAAAAAAAGAAAAAUAGAGAGAGAAAGAGAAAAAAUUAAUAGAGAGAAUGAGAGAGAGAAAGAAAAAAAAAGAAAAGAGAAAAACAGAGAGAGGCAUAGGAGUGGCUGUGUGGUAAGUAGCUUGCUUACGAACCACAUGGUUCCGGGUUCAGUC